This is a messenger RNA of Verruconis gallopava, 3244 nucleotides long. RefSeq lists its product as uncharacterized. The coding region runs from base 243 to 2432 and encodes 729 amino acids. The record is from RefSeq and is a predicted model, not a curated record. The transcript has 2 exons. Gene Ontology annotation, molecular function: protein dimerization activity. NCBI's taxonomy places the organism in Eukaryota, Fungi, Ascomycota, Dothideomycetes, Venturiales, Sympoventuriaceae.
CCCCCACGUAUCCCGCCCCACCCGCACCAGCAGCCCGGCCGGAACGUCUCACUGCGAAAACCUGCCAGAACCACCGGCUUCACCAUUUUUGCUUCUUUCUUCUUCCCCGGAUUUGCCCUCCUACAACAGCGUCGCUCCGCCCGCCCUGUGCGACAGAGAGUGCUUCUCUCUGAUUGCGACGCCAGCGAGCCCCGCGACCGCUCCCCCGUCUCCCCCUCCCUCCUCCCACCGUCGCAACCACCAUGACCUCAAAUACCACAUGGCCUGCGAGCCAGCCCACCACGACAGCCGAUCCGCAGUUCGCCAGCAUUGAUGCCAUCGGCGAGCAGGAUUUCGCCAAUCUGCUCGACUUCGGGUCCUUCGACUUCCUUACCAAUUUCGACGGCACCCAUGAGAACGCGCACCACAAGCUGCAGAGCCAAGCCGUCGACAUGAAUCUUCUCGCAAACGCCGCGAGCGAGCAGGCCCAGCACGAGGGGCAGCAACAACACCAGCAGCGGGAUGCCGGCUCUGUGUCUCAGGCGCAGAGCAUGUUCGACAUGCCAAUGUCGAUGACCUUUGGACAGUCGGAACCCACCCAGCCGUUCUCCAUGGCGCCGUCUGCGCGCCAUUCGCUGCAGACGCACUCCAUGAUCCCGCCCACGCCCAACAGCGUCGAGAUGCACUCGGACAUGGGCGCCUAUCUGCAGCAGAUCGAUGCGCAGACGCGCGCCAUGAUCGAGCACGAAUACAAGAUGCGACAGCGGGACUCUAUGACGUUUACGCCGCUCGGCACCCCCGCCGUAACACCGCAUGACAGUCAGUUCAACCAGGUAAACCAGUACGCUGUGCCUGGCGAGUACUUCAGCCCGCUGGUGUCUCCGGCCCUUGAAGGCCAACAGCGGCGGCCGCAGCAAGGAACGUCUACAGCUAAUCCGGCCGAUUUUGAUGUGGACAUGCUUGGCGACUCUGCACUGCAGCAAACAAAACAGCAACGUAAAGCUCGAAGACAGUCGACCAGCGCUCGCAAUGGCUCGGGAAGCCGGAGAGUUGCCCAGUCGCCCAUCCAGAAGCCAGCCCAGAAGCGGAAGUCCGGGCUUUCAUCCGUCAUCCCGCCCAAGGAGGUUUCCGAGCUUCUGGAGAUGCACGCCCAGACGCAGAUGUCGCCCACGUCACCCAACAGCACCCGUAUGUCGAGAGCUUAUGCAAGUUCGUCCGAUUCGAUAUCUCCGGAGCCUUUGUCAGAAGGCUUGAUGGGCCCACCUCCCAAACCACACUCCGCCAAGAACUCACCCGCCAUUCCUGCGAGCACCAAGUCGCCCAUGGUGGGCCCGAAUGGAGUGGGCUCCAUGCCUGCAACACCCGCCUCGCUCAUGCGGCUGAACCCCAAGGACUCACCUACUACCGUAUCUGUUCCGUCGACCAUUCACGAGCAGUACAACGAUGACAUGCCCAUGCUCGACGACUUGAUUCUACCCGAAGCUGCGACAUCCAACGCAAAAACCAACCUUCCCAAGAUUGACACCACUGUUGCGGACGGUGAUGCAACACCCCGCUUAUCCGCGAAGAAUGGUCUACAGCCCACAACACUUCCAGUCAGCACGCCCACAACCAAGUCCACUCCUGUCAUCAGCACCAUAGCUUCGCCCGCCAGCGCAAUUUCCAGUCCUGCGGCUGGCCGGCGUCCUGAGCUGAAGAGUCGAACCUCUUCUAAGAAGCGCGGUAGCCUCACCGGGCAGCUCGUGUCACCUGCGUUACGACCAAAGAUCUCGCCUAGCAUCAAGCCGCUGCUGCCGGAGGGCGAGAAGCUGACGGAAGAGCAGCACGCGCUGCUGCUGACAAGCCGCAGCAACUACCAGAACUUGAUUGAGGGCCGCAGCAUACCUGGUGUCACAUAUCCGAGCGACCUACCCAGCCAGCUGACGAGCAAACGGACGAGCCACAAGAUCGCCGAGCAAGGACGACGUCAGCGCAUCAAUGUCGCGCUGCAGGAGAUGCAAUGUCUCCUUCCCAAGAUGAGCCCGGUACUAGGCGCAGCAAAGGCCGAUGAUGAUGACGAUGAAGACGACGAAGAGCCUGGCGGGACUGCGAGCGGGAAGAAGAGAGGUGGUAAGGGCGGAGGAAACAGCAAGGCAGCAACGGUGGAAAAUGCCAUCUUGUACAUCAAGUCAUUGCAAGAUAAGGAAAAGUUGUGGCAGAAGGAGCGGGAAGAGCGGGAGAAGGAGAUGGAGCUACUGCGUCAGAAGUUGGACGCGCUCGAGCGCAGGCUGAGCGUGAGUAAAAGUCCUUCGUCCGCCGUUACGGCGGAGACGACAGAGGAAAAGGAGCCAAAAGAGAUAGAGGAGACGAAAGAGACGACGGAGACGAUGGAGACAAUGGAGACGAUGGAGACGACGAAUUCGAUGCCGAAUUUACAGCAGCCGUCUGCUGACGAGGAGACGAAACAGCAAUGAACCUCCCCCUCAACCUCUCACCAUCUACGGUCUCCCAUCCUGGGCCGGAUGUGAAAAUUGGAAGGUGGGGAGUCGACGAAUAUGCAUCAAUGUUGGAACCUUGAUGAGGCGAGGAUAGGACGACAUCAUCAUCUUUCUCGACUAUAUCUUCUCUUUCUUUCUCACUUGGCGGCCAUUUUUGAUUGUUCCCGGAAAGAGACAUCUGCGCAAUCCAUUUGCACGCACGGCGGCUUCGAUUUCUUCUCCCCUCUUUUUGCUAUGAAGACGAAAAGACGUAAUGACGCUUUUUUUUUGCGUGAGGAAAAGUACCAGAAGAGAGGCUUCUCCAUUCGACACAAUUCUUCUCCCAAGCCAAGGGGGGAGGGAUAGGAAUACGUGAUGAAAUGUGGCCCUUUUUUUGCCCAUCGGAUGACUGGGGAACGCCUAGAACAUGAACCCUACGCUGAACUGGGCGGCGGAUUGAUCUGAUGUUGUUACUCGGGCCGGGUUUAUACUGCUUGCUAAAAUUUUUUUUCUCCCUCUUCUUUUUUUUUUGGAUAUCAUACCCCAGGGAACGGCGUGUGCGUCAAGUGCUGAUGCAUGCAUAUAUAUAUACAUACAUAUAUAUAUAUCUAUAUACAAAAGUGGGAACUUCCCUUUUCCUGAACGUGUUAAAUUUCCACGCAUGGAAAAGAUGACCGUCCUCUUCGAGGAUAGACGGAGAACAGGGAUAGAUGGGUUAAAAAGCGAAUGUUUCCAAGGCCUGCCCUUCGCGUGCCUUUAGAGAGACAAAGUAGUUGUGUCGUCAUGAUGGCGUGAAAAAAUGAUACGUG